This is a messenger RNA of Mugil cephalus (flathead mullet), 2058 nucleotides long. RefSeq names its product plasmanylethanolamine desaturase 1 (gene peds1b). The transcript has 8 exons. Bases 60 to 1187 code for a protein of 375 amino acids. The record is from RefSeq and is a predicted model, not a curated record. Gene Ontology annotation, molecular function: oxidoreductase activity. Lineage: Eukaryota; Metazoa; Chordata; Actinopteri; Mugiliformes; Mugilidae.
CUGCCUGGCUACGAGGCUACGAGUCGCGAGAUUGAAGGGGCCGGGCCCACAGCGGAGAAAUGGCGAGUAUGGUCACCGAGAACGGGUGUGGAGUGGAGUCACGGAGCCCGGAGCAGCAGGGACCGGGCCGGGGUGCGGUCAGAUGGGGCCCACAACACGCCGGUGCCCGAGAACUCGCUAAUUUGUACUCGCCAGGUAAAAGAUGUCAAGAAUGGAUAAGUGUCCUCCUCUGCUUCUCUCUCAUGGCCUUCAAUUUCAUUCACCUUCUUGCCAAUUUCCACCUGGGACACUUGUGGUUCAUCCUCUUAGGCAUUGUGGCAGGAAUACUCACCGCCGACUUUGCGUCAGGACUUGUUCAUUGGGGAGCUGACACGUGGGGAUCAGUGGACGUACCCAUCUUUGGAAAGGCCUUUAUACGUCCGUUCAGAGAGCACCACAUCGACCCCACAGCCAUCACCCGUCAUGACUUCAUAGAGACCAACGGGGACAACUGCAUGUUGACCAUAAUCCCGCUAGCAAACAUGGCCUUCAACUUUCUCACGCUGUCCCCCGCGGAGAUCUACCAUAACUAUCCCUGGUACUGCUACUUGUUUGCGCUGGCCAUCUUCGUGACGCUCACCAACCAGAUCCACAAGUGGUCGCACACUUACUUCGGCCUGCCUCGCUGGGUUGUUCUCCUGCAAGACUGCCACAUCAUCCUCCCUCGCAAGCAUCACCGCAUCCACCACGUCUCCCCUCACGAGACGUACUUCUGCAUCACUACGGGCGUUAAAGUUCCUCGCAAUUUCCGGCUCCUGGAAGAGCUGGAAGAAGGUCAGAAAGGUGUUGGAGAUGGGACGGUGAGCUGGGGUCUGGAGGAUGACGAGGACAUGACCUUAACACGAUGGAGGGGGGUGAUCCUUGGGCCUCCGAGGACGAGUUAUGAAAACAGGAUGUACAAUCUGAAGGUUGAAUGUGGGCCAGGAUACCCAGAGUCGCCACCGUUUGUCAGAUUUGUGACUAAGAUAAACUUGAACGGCGUGCACACCUCCAACGGUGUGGUUGACAUGCAUGCGGUGACCGCGCUGGCCAAGUGGCAGAACUCCUACAGCAUCCGGAUGGUGCUGCUGGAGCUGCGACGGCUCAUGACGUGCAAGGAGAACAUGAAGCUUCCUCAGCCGCCUGAGGGCCAGAUCUACACCAACUGAGCCCCUGCUACUUUUGCCUCCAUCUUUUAUCUCCUCGUUCCCCGACGACCCCCAUCUCUCCCCAUUUUGCUUUCAUCCGUUUAUCCCCGUCCUCCGCCAUGUGUCAUUCCACUAGCAACACCUUGGCUGAGCACACACACAGCACUCAAGUAUACGACAGCAAGUACACACACAUACAUGCAAACGCACAUGCGCGCACACACACACACACUUAUUGAGCGUUCAUCAAAGUCAUUCCAGGCCCCUCCCUCUCCCAUCACUGGAGCUCUGGUUGGACUCGAGUCCACACCAGAUACGAUCAUACGAAUACUGUACAUCUUACUAAACUUUUUUUUUUUUUAUUAUUUGUUAAAAAUGCAGAUUGUACAAUAACAUAAAUAAUCUUAUUGAGUGUAUCUCUUUGUGUGUUGCCUUUUUGUACCGUUUGAAAGCGGCCACGUAGCUGAGUGGACGUGUGGAACAUAUGAAACACUGAAUCCAAAACACAUCUGAUCUGACAUCGAGUUUGUUUCUGUGUGUGGCCAGGUGAAACAUUUUCUCCAGUGUGUUCUGACGUGGGCUUUCACAGGUGGAGGUAUUAGCCACACACGGCUUAUUUUUUGUUCUCCUGUGUAAGAAUUGUCCAAUGUGAACAUUGUGUAUCUAUGCCACGGUAUCUGAUCUUAUUAUGCAUAGUAGCCUAGUAAGCAUAUCUACUGUAGGUGUGCAGUUAAACCGUGCUUGGAAUUAGAAGUGAAAUCAGCUACCUCUUGGGGUCCUGUGUAACGUCGGAGCAGCCCUCUGACUUGUGAACUGUCUUUGCUACUUCAUGUGACGGAUUGUUUUACUUUCUCCACUUCUUUCAUAAACGAUAAUUCAUGCUUUUCAUGCA